AUGAGAGAUCUAGCUGAAGGAGGUGUAUACGAAUACAAAAUUGAGCCAGUAGGUGUCAUUCCGAAAGAAUACAGCGACAUACCAGGACCGAAAGAGCUGCCCUUCAUAGGAAAUGCGUGGAGAUUCGCCCCUAUAAUAGGUCAAUACAAAAUUCACGAACUGGACAAAGUGAUGUGGUCCUUGAAGAAGGAAUACGGAAAAAUCGUGAAAGUAGGAGGCUUGAUAGGCCAUCCGGAUUUGCUGUUCGUGUUCGAUGGGGACGAUAUCAAAAAAGUUUUCAAAAGGGAGGAAGGCAUGCCUCACAGACCUUCGAUGCCUUCUCUGCACUACUACAAGCAGCAUUUGCAGAAGGAUUUCUUUUCUGGGAAUGAAGGAGUCAUAGGAGUGCAUGGUCCGAAAUGGGAUGCCUUCAGGAAACAAGUUCAACAAAUACUGCUACCUCCUGCUACAGCCAAAAAAUAUAUCGAGCCUUUGGAUAUCAUUGCCACGGAUUUUCUUACAAGAAUGGAAACCAUGCUGGAUGAUAAGAACGAACUACCCGAGCAGUUUCUAUCGGAAAUCUACAAAUGGGCAUUAGAAUCUGUUGCAAGAGUAUCUCUGAACACAAGAUUAGGCUGUUUGGAACCAAAUCUUCCGGAAAAUUCGGAAUCACAAAGGAUCAUAAACUCGAUAAACACGUUUUUCUGGAACGUGGCCGAAGUAGAAUUGAAAUUUCCUGUUUGGAGGGUGUACAAGAAUAGAGCUUUUAAAAAAUAUAUAGGCGCCUUGGAAGACUUUCGAACGUUAUGUUUGAAAUAUAUCAACCAAUCGAUGGAUCAAAUGAAAGAUAAAAAUUACGAUAAUAUCAAAGAGGAGGAUAUUUCUAUAGUGGAAAGAAUACUGAUCAAAACUGGAAAUCCAAAAUUGGCUGCCGUUUUGGCUCUGGAUCUACUACUCGUUGGUGUAGAUACCACUUCCAUAGCUGCAGCAUCCACAAUUUACCAGCUAUCACGAAAUCCCGAAAAACAGGAAAAAUUAUUCCGAGAAUUACAAAACAUACUACCAAAACGCAAUUCAAAGGUUGAUAAUAAUGUACAAGAAAAUAUGCCUUAUCUGAAGGCAUGUAUAAAAGAAACAUUGAGAAUGUAUCCUGUGAUUAUUGGAAAUGGUAGAAGUUUACAAUCAGAUACCAUACUUGCUGGAUAUAAGGUUCCAAAAGGGACCCACGUGAUAUUUCCGCAUUUGGUGGUGAGCAACAGCGAGGAAUACAUAGAGGAACCGAACAAGUUUAUGCCAGAAAGGUGGCUGAAAUCGGGACAAUCUGGUGGCUGCCCGGCACACCAAAACAAAAUACAUCCAUUCAUAUCUUUGCCAUUCGGGUAUGGUAGGAGAUCGUGUUUGGGUAGAAGAUUUGCUGAGACUGAACUGAAUAUUUUAUUGGCAAAGAUUUUUAGAAAAUAUGAAGUUGGAUAUCACUAUGGAUCGUUGACUUACAAAAUUACGCCUACUUUUGUUCCUGAACAACCACUGAAAUUUCGGUUGACUGAAAGGAGCUGUUGAAAAAAACUCUUAUCAGGCUAUAUAUGUGUGGUGUUCAUACAUAAUCAUUAGGAAUCCUGAG
Messenger RNA from Phaedon cochleariae (mustard beetle), 1600 nucleotides. NCBI's taxonomy places the organism in Eukaryota, Metazoa, Arthropoda, Insecta, Coleoptera, Chrysomelidae. The record is from the annotation of a GenBank genome assembly.